Molecule: messenger RNA, 726 nt
Organism: Budorcas taxicolor (takin)
Lineage: Eukaryota; Metazoa; Chordata; Mammalia; Artiodactyla; Bovidae
Gene: ARL14
Product: ADP ribosylation factor like GTPase 14
Exons: 2
Coding region: 101-679 (192 amino acids)
Biological process (GO): vesicle-mediated transport; intracellular protein transport
Cellular component (GO): cytoplasm
Molecular function (GO): GTP binding; GTPase activity
Source: RefSeq, a predicted model, not a curated record
UCAUCUUGGGAAAUACGGUCUGAUCACAUGUGACCUAGAAAGGAAACAGUGGCUCCGGCCAUAAGAAAAGGUCUUUAAAGAAAAAUUUUAAAAGCCUAAAAUGGGUCUGUUGAAUUCUAAAAAGCCCAAAGCCAAGCAAGCCCGAAUUCUUCUUCUGGGACUUGACUCUGCUGGGAAGUCUACCCUUCUUUACAAACUGAAGCUUGAUAAGGAUAUUGUGACUAUCCCAACAGUAGGUUUCAAUGUGGAGAUGAUUGAGUUGGCAAAAGGUGUCUCGCUCACGGUCUGGGACAUUGGAGGACAAGAGAAAAUGAGAGCCACGUGGGGCCUCUACUGUGAGAACACUGAUGGGCUAGUGUAUGUUGUGGACAGUACGGACACACAGCGACUAGAAGACUCCAGGAAAGAGUUUGAGCACAUCUUGAAGAAUGAGUACAUUAAAAAUGUGCCUGUGGUCCUGUUAGCCAACAAACAAGAUGUGCCUGGAGCUCUAAGUGCCGAGGACAUCACCAGGACGUUCAAAGUGAAGCAACUCUGCAGUGACCGGAACUGGUGUGUGCAGCCCUGCUGUGCCGUCACUGGGGAUGGACUAAUGGAGGGGUUCCAGAAGUUAACUGGAUUUGUGAAAAGCCAGAUGAGAUCAAGAGGAGACACUUUAGCAUUCUUCAAACAGCACUGAGGUCCAAGUGGAGGAAGAGACGCUGAUGAAGUUGAAAGGGUAAUUUU